GCGGUAUAAUGACCUUACCAGAAUGGGAAGAGCAGGGGUAUCAUUUUGCAGGGAUGCUGAUAACAUUUUCCUUUGCCUGGCUUGGAAUCUGCGUUGCUAUCACAGUUGAAAAAUGCAGUCCAAAAGCAACCUCUUGUCUGAAUCUAUUCGCCGGAGGAGUGUUGUUUGCCGGCGGGAUGAUCCACUUGCUGAGUGACUCUCUGAUAAUCUUACGACGGCACUCUGAAGAACAUGGCCAGUUGCUGGCUCUGAUCCUCACUAGCACUACCUACAUCUUCCUGUUCAUCUUACAUGUAUCUGUCACCGGAUACUUUGGAGAGAAGCUGCACAGGAAGCAGAAGAAAACAGAUGAGAUCCAACUGAUACCAGAUAAUGACAGUGAAGAUGAAAACACGGAGCCUUCACAAACAAACAGGCAUACCGACGAGGGUGAUAUUUUCAUCGCUUCACUCCAGAAAUCAGGUCUUAGAUCUUCAGCUUUACUGAUGGGAGUUCUCAGUAUACAUUCUUUCCUUGCGGGCGUAGCUUUUGGGAGUCAGCCCGAUCCUGCUGAGGAAUUUAAAAUUAUGAUCCCGAUAUCUGCUCACAAAUCUCUGGCAGCCAUGGCCCUAACACUUACCUUCAGAGGUGCAAAAAUAAAGAAAUUCAACAUGUUUAUACUUCUGCUCAUUUUUAGUUGCAGUACUCCCACUGGUACAUUACUGGGUAUGAUAGUAAGUUCUCAAGUCAAAUCCUCCCUCUGGUCUGGUAUUUGUCUCUCCAUUGCUGCAGGAACGUUUAUAUUUGUCACAAUAAACGACAUCAUACCUGACGAGAUAGUACGAGAUACAGAACUAAUGGUUCCUAAAUGCUUUUCUCUUGUCCUGGGGUUCAUUCUCAUGACUCUUCUUGCUCUGUGGAUCUGAUAAAUAUGUUAGUUAUUGAAUCAUAGGUAUAAUUAUUACAUAUUUGAUGAUUUAUUCACCACGGUGGUCCUUGUGGAACUGAUAGUGAAGCUGGGAGGAAUAAAAUAAUUGUUGAGUGUGACCUGUCGUGUAGCUGUGAACAGCGGCUUUACAAUUAUUUAAAUGGUAAUAUUUACUGUUAGAUAUGACAAGUUACUACACAUUACGGACAAUGAUUAACUUCCGGGGUUACAUUAGAGUGAAGAUAUAUUAUAUACAUUAUACAUGAUAUUAAUUGGGGAUAUGUUUUACAUAUGUUAGGGUUAUUAGCUUUAUACUUAAAACAAUUAUCGUAUAACUAAUUAUUCGAUUAUUUUCAAGAAUUGGAAAAUACUUGCGACCCGUGUCGUAUCCGUGCAUGUGAUUAAAAUAUUUAAUAUGGCUGAAAUUUAAAUUGAUAAUAUUGAUUAAUCUACAUUUACUUAAAUUUGUUAUUUGCUACAUCGUUCAUAUAUCAGUAAAAUAAACCGUCCUUAGCUAUUUGAACAUUAUUUUAUUUCAUGAUUUAAUGAUGAUUAAUGAUGAUUAACGAUGAUUGAACAUUUUGAAAAUUGAUGAAUUAUUAUGAAUUUCUUUUAUUACGACGGUCACGGAGCAUGGUUUUGUUUUAUUUAAACUGCUAUUCUGAAAUAUUAAGAUUAAGAUUAUUGUGAUCAUUAUUGAUUUGAAGAAUGAUUUAAGUUAUUUGAGCUAUGUUUAUUACCUAAUUUUAUUUUAAGAUACUUGGAAUUAAGUGCUCAUAAAAACUGUAACCGUGUUUUCACAAUCUAAAACAUGCUUAUUAACUGUUUCAAAAAUUCUUAGCGAAAAAAAUGUGGAUUAUAAUGCAGAAACAGGCCGACAAUUUUCAGUAAUAUCCUUAAAUAGCAUCCAAUAUUUCUGGGCCGAUAAACUGAGAAUCACAAAUUUAGUUUAAAUCAUAAAUAAUUUGAUCAUACUAAGUCACACAAUUUAAGGAUACAGUAUGCCUUCCAGAUUUGAGUUUGGAUGAGUUAAUAAAUUUUGCGUAAGAUAUAAGGUUGUAAAAGUGCGGUUGCAGAACAUUUAGUUGAUAUUAGACACUUUUUGAAUUUGUAUCCUUAUCGAUAACUAGGUUGCAUUUUCAUGUUAUUUUCCAUUAUAUGAUACAACUUUGUGAUGUUAUUUCAAUUUGAUUCUAUGCUAACUAAUAGAUAACUUUAAAUAGCAGUUACUGAUCAAUAAUAUUUAACAUGAUAUUAAAGUGAUUUUAGUUACAUUACAUGAUUUUGGUUACAUUAGCAUGAUUAAGAUAUUUAAUAUUCCGUUUCUUGGUUAUGUCAUAUUUAAUAUUUCAUUUUUGUUUACUUUACAUCAGAAGAGUAAAUAUUUUCCCGAAUUUUCC
Molecule: messenger RNA, 2307 nt
Organism: Bolinopsis microptera
Lineage: Eukaryota; Metazoa; Ctenophora; Tentaculata; Lobata; Bolinopsidae
Product: protein zntD-like
Exons: 7
Coding region: 9-905 (298 amino acids)
Biological process (GO): zinc ion transmembrane transport
Cellular component (GO): plasma membrane
Molecular function (GO): zinc ion transmembrane transporter activity
Source: RefSeq, a predicted model, not a curated record